CCUGGUCAGAUGGUGGCGGAUGUUAUAAUCCCAUAGAAACCCACAAAGGCCCCUGUUCUUCAUCUUGAUGCUCAGGGACGAGAAAUAGAUGAACAUGGAAAUGUCGUUAAUGUAACUAAACCAAGCAACCUUAGCACAUUGAAGGUCAACGUUAACAAACAGAAGAAAGAUGCAUUUCAAAUACUGAAACCUGUAUUAGAUGUCGAUCCUGAAUCUAAUCUCAUUUUGAUCCAAGGAUGGGGGUCAACAAGACAAAGCUCCUGCGGUCCAAAAGGAAUAAUUUCCUGUUUAAGAGGUUUUUGAUGGCAAAGCCAAGUUCAGCUGAUAGUAGGACUAGAAGCUCUGUGCAGAUCUUUAUAGUAGUUGGUUUAUGUUGUUUCUUCUAUAUAUUGGGUGCAUGGCAGAGAAGUGGUUUUGGAAAGGGAGAUAGUGUAGACUUGGAGAUUACCAAGAAAGGUGCAGACUAUAAUAUAGUUCCGAAUUUAAGUUUUGACUCUCACCAUGCUGGUGAAGUUAGCAAAAUUGAUGAGGUUGAUACAAGACCUAAGGUAUUUGAACCUUGCACUGCUCGUUAUACUGAUUACACUCCCUGCCAAGAUCAGCAGCGUGCCAUGAACUUUCCUAGAGGAAACAUGGUUUAUCGAGAGAGGCACUGUCCCCGUGAGAAAGAGAAGUUACAUUGUUUGAUCCCAGCACCCAAAUGGUAUGUGACUCCAUUUCCAUGGCCUAAGAGUCGUGAUUAUGAUCUGUAUGCAAACACACCCUACAAGAGUCUUACAGUUGAGAAAGCUAUUCAUAACUGGAUCCAAUAUGAGGGAAAUGUGUUUAGAUUCCCCGGUACUUAUGGUUUGCAAUAUGUUUUUAUGGUCUUGCAAUUUAAUUCUUCCAUUGCAAUGUUAGUUUGGAUAUGUUCAGACUGGAUAGUCUUUGUUUUUUAUUGAUCAAUUUCAAUUGAUUAUGUUGCUGAGUUA
Lotus japonicus is the source of this 971-nucleotide messenger RNA. RefSeq names its product probable methyltransferase PMT2. Gene Ontology annotation, molecular function: methyltransferase activity. The record is from RefSeq and is a predicted model, not a curated record. The transcript is spliced from 2 exons. Bases 237 to 941 code for a protein of 234 amino acids. NCBI's taxonomy places the organism in Eukaryota, Viridiplantae, Streptophyta, Magnoliopsida, Fabales, Fabaceae. Gene Ontology annotation, cellular component: trans-Golgi network; cytoplasm; endosome.